Molecule: messenger RNA, 2197 nt
Organism: Cylindrotheca closterium
Lineage: Eukaryota; Bacillariophyta; Bacillariophyceae; Bacillariales; Bacillariaceae
Source: the annotation of a GenBank genome assembly
GGUCCUACGAUACCUUCCAGCGAUAUCGACCUCACCGGAACCAACAGCUGAUGAGAUCGCACAGUUCACCCCAGCGGAAGCCGACUCCAUCAACAAAGGUGUCUUCAACCCGGACGGAUCUCGGAUCCCACCCAAUUUCGACCACCAUGUGGAUGAUUGUCUUUAUGUUGAUGUCGCAAAGACACUGAGACAAACAAUUGCCUCCAGUGUUCUGGCUCUUUACUUGAUCCUUGGUUUCCCAGAUGCCUCAAAAGGGAUUCGAGAUUGCGUGUCUUGGGAAAAGUUCACCACUACCUUUUCCCAUCGUCGACACUGCCUUGGUUGGUUGAUUGAUUCCCGCGCCCUUACGGUGAGCCUCCCAUCUGAGAAACGCGAUCGUAUCAUCCGACGGCUCCGGACCUUUCUCCGGAAACAUCGUCUAACCCUUCAAGAAAUCGCCGAACUCCUUGGUCUGCUUUCGAACGCCACUACAGUUUGCCGCCAUAUGCGCUGUUCCUACUUCAAUUUGCAACGCCUUCUUCGUAUGAUCCUCGUUCAUCGGUACCGCACCCUCAUUGGCUACCACAGACGGAAGGACUGGGAGCUUCAGAUCGCCUCUCGACUGUCUUCCACCUUUAUACACCGCAUGGAUGGGAUCUUGAGCCGUAAGAUGGCUAAAGUUCUUUGGGGCUCCAAGCAAUCCUACAAGCUGGGUCCGGCUGCAAUUCGGGAGAUCAAGGCCAUUAUCCAUAGCCUACGAACUGAGGAAUGGAAGAUUUUUAUUCCCCAGAUGAUCCCUCGUGACCACCAUUUCGAGUCCUUUGGCGAUGCUAGUUUUAUUGGGGGCGGCGCUUAUUCUACGUCCUUGGACUACUGGUUUCGUGUUGUUUGGAGUAAACAAAUUGUGGCAGGUACUAAGUUAAAGCCCUCCGACGCAUCUUAUAUCCACAUCAAUGUGUUGGAGUGCCUCGUUUCCUUCCUGCAGGCAGUGGCCCUUGUCGUGACCAUUGAGUCUUCCGCGCUCUCUGCCCCCAUCCGUGAUUUGUUCCCAAAUGGUAUUCCGGCGUUCCCGGUCCUUCGUUGUCGUACGGACAACACCGCGACGGUAUCUUGGAUCAAUGACACCCGGACCACCAGUCCGUUGGCUCAGGCCUUGGUUGCGCUCUACGGCCAGCUCUUGAAGAGAUCUUCCUUGGUUUGCCACACGGUGCACAUCCCUGGCGAUGACAAUGUCCUCGCCGAUUGGAUUUCUCGCCCCGACUCUCUCUCACAUGAACGCCUUUUUCUGCAGACAUCACAGAAGUAUCCUUGGAUGAACGCCUUGCGCAAUUUCCAGCCCAUCGACUUGGCGGUGGGCAAUACCGUCAAGGGUAAGCCCAUCAAAGCAGCGACCAUUGGCAACUACCUUCGAGAUACAGCUACCCUUCUUGAAAACUUCUGUGGUCGAGAUCCCCGCUACACUAAUCGCUCUGACAAUGAGUUGGCGCUUCCUCUCCGCGCUGUUAUGACCGAAUGUUUUCGCCUUCGCGAAUGGGCCCAGGAGGAUGAUUACCGUCGCCUGGCUUCCGGUGGCGAGAUCGCCCCGAAUGGUACGAAACGCGCUUUCACUCUCGGUGACAUUCGUUUGUUCGACUCGGGAAACCGUCCUGUUUCGAUUGCUGAGUUUAUCGAGAAUUUUGAUGCCGUCGCCCGCUCCAAUGUCAAGUUCUCUUGGCAAAAGAACCACGACCACGGUGAGGAAAAACUGCUCUCCAGCAAUCCUCGUAACCCUUCCCGCGACGCUCUGCGGAGUCUCCAUAACAUUGUCAGCCGAUUUGCACGGAUUGUCGGCCUGGAUAAGACCGAUAUCCCACUUGCAGUGUACAAAGGAUCCUUUGGUGAAAAGUUUUUCAUCCACAGCAAAGUCAUUGCUUCCACCCUUCGGACCUUGGCCAAGAAGACUUACAACCUGACUGAUCGCGAUCUUCAGCGACAUUACAAAUAUACGUCCCAUUCUCUUCGAGCUGGGGCGGCAGUGAUCCUUCACGCUGCGGGUAUCAACGCUAUUCAGAUCAAAUUUCUCUUGCGCUGGCGCUCUGAUUCUUUUUUCCUUUACCUUCGCAAUGUUGCGCACCUUUCGGAGCAACAAAACCGGGCAAUUAACCAACUUGCCUCGGCUACUCAGUCUGAAGUGACUGCAGCUCGCGCUGCUUCGAGACUCAUACCAAACAUUGUUUAG